ACCUCCACCUGGGACGUCGCCGUCACGUCCUUCCCCUGCGUCGUCGAAGCGCCUUCGUCCCGAGCGGCGCGGGCAGUGCUUCCCAAACCGCAGUAGCCCGCUUGUCUCCCAUGUAAGCCGAUGUGACGUGAAGAUCUACAGGGAUCCCAUCUGAUCUUGAAAACUGUACCAGGUCCUUGGGGGGAAAAAACUACAUGACACUGCAUCAUGAGUGAGAAUAAAUGUGAUAGUCAAUUUUACAGUGUUCAAGUCGCAGACUCAACUUUCACUGUACUAAAACGUUACCAGCAAUUGAAGCCCAUAGGAUCUGGGGCUCAGGGCAUUGUUUGUGCUGCAUUCGAUACAGUCCUUGGGAUAAAUGUUGCUGUUAAGAAGCUGAGUCGUCCUUUUCAGAAUCAAACACAUGCAAAAAGAGCUUACAGAGAGCUUGUUCUUUUAAAAUGUGUCAAUCACAAAAAUAUAAUUAGUUUAUUAAAUGUAUUUACACCACAGAAGUCACUAGAAGAAUUUCAAGAUGUGUAUUUGGUUAUGGAGCUGAUGGAUGCCAACUUGUGUCAAGUUAUUCAUAUGGAAUUGGACCAUGAAAGAAUGUCCUACCUUCUGUACCAGAUGCUGUGUGGUAUCAAGCACCUCCAUUCAGCUGGUAUCAUCCACAGAGAUUUGAAACCCAGCAAUAUAGUAGUCAAAUCUGACUGUACCCUGAAAAUCCUUGAUUUUGGAUUGGCAAGAACAGCAUGUACUAAUUUUAUGAUGACACCAUAUGUAGUAACACGGUAUUACAGAGCACCGGAGGUUAUCCUUGGCAUGGGAUAUAAAGAGAAUGUUGAUAUCUGGUCAGUUGGGUGCAUCAUGGGAGAAUUGGUGAAAGGUUGUGUGAUAUUCCAAGGCACUGAUCAUAUUGAUCAGUGGAAUAAAGUUAUUGAACAGCUAGGAACACCAUCAGCAGAAUUCAUGAAGAAACUACAGCCUACUGUAAGGAAUUAUGUAGAAAACAGGCCGAAAUAUCCAGGUAUCAAAUUUGAAGAGCUCUUCCCAGAUUGGAUAUUUCCAUCAGAAUCUGACCGUGACAAAUUAAAAACAAGUCAAGCUAGAGAUUUAUUAUCCAAAAUGCUGGUGGUAGACCCUGACAAACGAAUUUCUGUAGAUGAAGCCUUACGUCAUCCAUAUAUCACAGUUUGGUAUGACCCAGCUGAAGCAGAAGCACCUCCUCCUCAGAUCUAUGAUGCACAAUUAGAAGAAAGAGAACAUGCCAUUGAAGAAUGGAAAGAAUUAAUAUACAAAGAAGUAAUGGAUUGGGAAGAAAGAAGCAAGAAUGGUGUGGUAAAAGAUCAGCCCUCAGAUGCAGCAGUGAAUAGCAACACCAGUCCUUCCCAGUCAUCAUCUAUCAAUGACAUUUCAUCCAUGUCAACAGAGCAAACGUUGGCUUCAGAUACAGACAGCAGCCUCGAUGCCUUGACAGGACCCAUUGAAGGAUGUCGAUGAUCAGCCAGGAUUGCAGACUUGCGAUUGGAAAAGAACUCUUGCUUCCAUUGGGCCUGAAUUGCUUGUAAGUUAAUGGAACCAAGUAGAGAAACUCCAUGUUCUGCAUGUUCCACUGAAGUCAUGCCUGUGUUUUUACUCAGCUGUUAUAAGGCUGCCUGCUUAAUGUUGUAGAAUGAAAAGAAAUUGAUAUCUAAAGAAGAAAAAAAUUACAAGUUAAACACUACAAUAGGCGUUUUUGUUUCAGCCUAUUUCAGGUGAGCAGUUACAGUAGAUUCAUACCAGAUAAACUCCUCCUAAAUGAGUUCAUGGAUCUUCUGUCCCAUUCAGUAGACUUCUGUAACACACAAAUUGUUCAUUAGUAGGUCUUUUGAAUGCGUAUGCUCUGUAUAAUUUGCUUAAAUGUGUGACUACAGAAAUUUGUUCUAUUUAACUACCAGUAUGUUAUAUGUAUGAGGGUUAUCUUACCUAUUGAACAUUUGAAGUACUGUAUUCAAAGGCAAUUUUUCUUCCAUUGUAGCACUUUUUUUUUUUUUACUAUUGAGCCCUUUCCCUCCUUUCUGUCCUCAUCUCCCGAUACUUCUAUGCAUCUUCUUCUAGAAGAGACAAAAUAGUGAUCUUUAAAGAAAAAAACCCAUCAUUUUUGUAUUUUACAUGUGAAUAUGACUGAUUUUUUGAAUGUCUUUCAAUUAUUUAAAUUUUAGUUAGAAAUAAUAUGGGUUAACUUGACCUUGAGGAAGGAGUUGUUUUUUUCUUGAAUGACUACUCCCUGGUAUAUCUGUGAAGCAAUGUCUCUUUUUAAAGGAAAAGGUACUGAUUUUUUUUUUUUUAUUUUGUUUUCUGGUUUAUACGUUAUUUUGGUUCUUUCUUUUAAUUGGUAAAAACUUUUGGAAAUGAUAUAUUCGUUACUUUUCCUUUAAAGAACAAAGGGACACGGUGAUACUUUUCAUUUAGUUCCUCCCUUUGUCUCAGAACAAAUUCAGAGACAGUAGAGAAAUUUGAAGUUUGUGACCUCAAGAAUUACAUGGAUUUUUUUCCCCACUUUUUCUGGGACCAUUCUAUAGUGUAUAUAUUUUUAAAAUAUGAUAGUCCUUUUGACUGAUUUGAUGGGGUUUGUUAUGUUUAUUUCCAUAAGCCUAAUCUCCAUUUCAAGAUUAAACAUAAUUCUGGAUCUUCAAUUAAAAUGAAAUAUUUAUGCUGAAGCUUUUUUUUUUUUUUGAUGUGGCAUCAUGGGAGAAGGAGGAGUUUUAAUACAGGCUUAUCCAGGCCAUUUUCAGAUUAAGGUAACACAGACAUUGCCUUCUGCGUUGCACUAUCUUGACUUAUUAGAAAAUAUAUGCAGUAGAGUAGUGGCUUAAGUUAUAGAAUAUUAUACAAUUGUGCAUUUGCAAACACAGAAAUGCAUGUUUGCUUUAGAGUGCACAAGUGUAAAAAAUGCUUAGCUAACGAUUCUUUCUGUGUGCAUGUAUGUGAAGUAAAACUUUGUAAUAGUAAGAAAAAUGUCCAAUAUGAGGCGAAGCAUAUCAUUUUCAUAAAUACAGAUACUGAAGAUUUGAUUAUAUAAAAAGAACAUGUACAAUUUGUUCGCUAAACUAACAAAAUAUACUGUGACUGAACUGAAUCGUCCAGUACACAGUUGGGAAGAGAGAGAGAAAUAUAUAUCAUUUGCAGACUUAUCUGAAAAUCAGAUUUUUUCCCAAUAUUUGAAUGGUUUUGCAUUAAGAAUAUACACUGGAAAGUUUUCAAGUAAUUUAAUUUACAAUAGUAAAAUGUUAGGGGUCUAGAGUAUGACCUAUCAAAAUAGAAAAACUGGGUAGAAACGCCUCUGUAUGAAUUCAGAUCAGGCAUCUUGGGUAUUGUUUUUUUCUUAAGUAUAAGCGCUGGGUUUAAUUUUAGUUUUGUAUUUUUUUUUAAUUGAAAAAUACGGACAAAUUUUGUAUGCAAGACCAGACCCCCAAUAUAAACAGAAGUCUAUCUAAUAUUUUUUGUCAUUGGAGCAAACCUUUGGUAAAAAUGCUUUUUUUUUUUUUUUCUUCCCUCCCUCCACUGCACAAUUCGGUGUUUUCUCUAUCCGUUGAGUACUAGCUCAUUCAAAUACCAAGGUGUCUAGCAUAUAGAAUGUGCUCUAGUAAUAUCAGAUUAUCUUACUUUCUUCCAUCCUGUUCAGAUCUUGCUAAAAAGUACAUUGACAUUGAAAAAUGCCUCUCACUCUUUUGACAACAAGUGUUAUCUCAUUCCAGAGAUACCUACGCUUCACUGACUUCACAUUGGGUUCAGUUGUCUGGACCAAGAUUUUAAAAAAGUGACUGGUUGUUUUUUGGUGUGAAGCAUGAAACAUUGAUAAAUGGCCUGAUUUUUUUUCUUUUCCUGAGGGUAGGUCCUCAGCGCUGUCUGAAAAUCUCGUCCUUUUGAGAUGUCUCAAGUUGGGUACCCAAAACCAUUAAUUGCUUUUGAAAAUGUUGUCUUUAGUAUUUGCAAAUAAUUACUUUCUUAUUGAGCCUGAGACUUAAGGGCCUAAAAUCUCUAAAGCAGCGUACUGAAUCUGCUGCAGCAACCAGCGCAUGGCAAAUGUACUCAAGAAAGGUAUCUUGGUAAUAAGAAAAUGAUUUGUUAAUAGUUUCCCAGUCUUGUUUUAGGCCUGUUUGUACAAUUUCUCACUGACCAUUUUAUAAUCUGUGAUUCGCUUGUGGGAGUGGCCUACUGGAUAUGUCCAUUUCAAGAUGAUACCAAAAUCAGCUUGGUUUUCCAGUCUGUUAUGUAAGACCUGCUUGGGCUACCUCUGGUGUAACUUAUUCUAGAGCAGCUUGGCCUGUAACAGGUGCUCAGUUCUGGCCUGCAGGCCAGAUUCAGCAUCUGGUGCCGUAUCAUCCAGCCUGCAGGAUUCCCAAUGGAUCCUUGAGGAGACCCAUGGACUGGACUGUGGCCCUGCAUGCUAGAUUGGGCACGUAGGGCAGCACGGGAUCUAAUCUUGAUGCCACAGGUCCAAUCCCAGCAAGUAGGAGCAGUGCGGGCCCCAGGGUCUGAUCCUGCCAUGUGGGAGCAGUCUGGGGCCUUGGGGCCUGAUCCCAGCACAUAAAGUAUGACCUGGCCCAUGGAUUGGCUGCAUACUACUCAUGGGGCCAAAAGGUUUAGUGCCCUUAGCCUACAAGGUUUGGUCUGUUCUGUAUACCUUGAAUGAACCCCCAUUUAGAGUGGGGGUUCAUACUGGAUUCAACUCAUAGUUGUUAUAAUUUAAAAAAAAAUCCAUCAUUUGAGUCAGUAAUGGAGCUUUUUUACUUCGCCUCAUUUUGAAAAUGUACUCUUAAUCUAAAAUUCUGCUUUUGAUUCUGUCUGCCAUUUCCCAUAAUCCUCAUUAUAGUAAAAGAUGGAUCAUAUUUAACACUAAUUUUCAUUGUUCUUUGCUUAUGGUAUAAUUGGAAUCUUCAGUUGUGACUGGGGACAAUAACUUUCUUGAUGAGAUGCAUAAGUUUUAACGUCUGCAUAUUGUAAAUUGGAGUAGAAUAUGGAAGGAAACAGUUGUUUGUAAAUUGAACCAUAGCUUAAGGAAACCCUAUGUCAGAUAUGCACUUGCAGUAACAAAAAUGCAUAUAGGACAGCACCUCUAGCCCUGUGUGCAUCUGCACACAUACAUAGAGAAUGUGCAUGUAGAACAUAUACUCUGCAAGCAGAUUUUAUACAUAUGUGUUGUCCCGACUCUGAUAAUUAAACUCAGUAUCUAGUUUUGAAUCUGAUUCACUGACGUACAAGAACCUGAUCAUCACUGAUGGAAACCAAUAGUCACAUGUGUAAUCUUGUAAAAGGUUUAAAAGGUUAGAAAUGUUGUCCAUAAUCUUUGCAGUAUGAUAAUGUUUCUUUCUUAUAUAAAUCAGGUAUAUAUGAGUGAUGCGGUCGAGCAUUUUUGUGCACUUUGGCAUUUAUGAAUAUUAAUAUUUUUUAAAAUACCUAUGAGUGUGCAUGUGUGUAUGUAAAAACUACCCAAUUGAUUCUGUAAACAGGAAUGUUGCUUUUCUGUAUGACAAACUUUUCAUAUAAUGUUAAUAAUGCUGUAGCUCGCACACAUUCAGAAUCAUGGAAUAUUGACUUAAAUAUAAUUGGUGGUCAAUAAACUGUGACAAUUUAGGUAUCUAACUGCUCACCUGAAAAAAGAAGAGGGAUAUUUGGCUAAUAAUGUUCAUAUUAUAUACUAUAAACAUCAUUUUAAAUAUGUAAACACUGAGUAGCUGAAUGGCAUUGCAGAAAUGGAGUGUGUUUAAAAAGUUGUCAUUUCAUCUUUGCUCAUAUCAUUGUUCCUCAAAAAUGACUAAACAGAAGCCAAGUGUUUUGAGAGCUGAAUGGACAGUGUCUAGAAUGCACUUUGAGGAAAUACUCUGAUAUGAAAGGUUUUGUUGUUUUUUUAUAAACUAUGUCAAAAUAAGGCUUUGUCUGCACAGAUCACACAAAAUAGACCAGUCUAACUACUGGAAACCGAAAUUUGCAAGCAGCCUUUGAAGUUCGUUGCAUCUUGCUUCUGGUAAGGAUUUAAAUUUCUUUAUCAAGCAAUACAAAAUGAAUUCAAAUUCAACUAGAAUCAGACACUAGUUUGUUGCCAAGACGCAAAAACCUGUUAGGGACCAGAAUAUUCUUUUGUUUUGUUAUUUUUUUUUUUAAUCCUUACAGAAUGUCUGUUUAUUCAAAAUUAUGUAACAGAGUAUGAUCCCUCCUUCAAUUUCUGUUCCAAAGGAAAGACUUCAGAUGACCUUCUGCUAAAGAUUAAACCCGUUUCCUUUUUGGAUCUGGGUUCAUAGAAUUUUUAGCAUGAGCUUAUUUUAGGAAUAGGAUGAGGUUUAGAAGUUCAAAUUAAAUAGGUCUCCAGGAAUAGAGUUGAGGGGCUCAUCUCAAUGUGAGAGAAAUGCACUGCUCUGAUUUGGCAUGCAUUAUAAACUCUGGGAAAAAUUCCUCAGGUGUUCAAGUGCAGACAAAUCUUUACUGAACAUAAUGCCAUGGUGGAAUAUAGGUUCAGUCUUGCAGCAAUACAGUUAGUGUGAGGUGUUUCAUUUUGGUUGUGAAACUUAGGAUGGAAAUACUUUAAGUGAAGAAACACUGAGCAGCCUUUGUCUGUAAAUUCUACACGUAUGUAAUAUGGAUUCUAUCAGGGCUUGAUGCUAAACAUAGUGAUACUAUGUACUUGGAGCCAAAUUUUUUCCUGACAUGCAUACGCUGUGGCUUUCAUUUGAAGAUAAUGCAUUGUGCACACCUGUAUCCAAGUGCAAAAUUUGGACUUCAGUUAAGUUCUCAUAGCUGAAUUCCUGAUUUUAGAAAUUUCAUUUUUUUUCACCAUGAACAUCCGUCAGUUCAUUUUAACAUUGAGGUAGGGCAGAAAUAAACAUAUUCAGGCUCAUUAUCUUAAAUGUGUAUUAUUUUAGAUUGUCCAUCACAUGAUGAGUAGAACUGUUUUAAGUAAACUUUAAUAACACAGAACUGUUAACUCACUUUGCACGCUAAAAACAUCAGGAGCUAAGCAAUGUUAGCAUUUUUAAGCAAGCCAUCUUUUCUCUUAAUAUUUGCAUUUGAGAAAAGCGGAAGUGCAACAACCCCCCAUUUCACGUGUGUUCUAAAAAAUGAUCACAUUUAUUUUUGUAGCUAAAAUUCUGGUUGUGGAUUUUGACCCCACAAACUUCCUGUGUGGACAUAGAAAUAUAUCUGGGUCUAGUAUUUCAAUCAGUAUAUGUAUUAAAAAAAGAUUAGGUAUAAAGUUAAAACAAUAAAAUGCACUCUUUGGAGCUUUGUUACCAAAAACUUGGCAAAGUAUUUUGGUCCUAAAAGCAGAAUAUAGAAAAUGCAUUUAAUAUUUAAGUUUUUACUCUUUUAUGCUGCUGCUUAAUUUUUGAUAAGGUGCUUGCAAUUUUGCACAAUAAAAUAAUAAAUUCUUUUAAUUGCUGUUUUGAAGCACUUUAGGAUUCUUCUAAACACAACCAUGACGUUCUGUUUUUACAUUGUUUUACAUACUAAAGUUGUUUAACGUGUUUUAAAUCUUAAUGUUUGUGACCCUACAAUUAAGAUUGAAUCAGCAUGUCACACUUUAUAUAUAAAAAUAUUUUCAGAGAUUUAAAUUUUUGGACGUUUUAAGGGCUAAAACUUAAUAUGCUUUCAGAUGACAGUUGGGAAGCACCUUUGCCCUAAAUAUGUCUAAAAUGGUUAGAUUAGCAGUGUGUUUGCUUGUAUAGAUUGUAGAGUUGCUUGGUUCUAAUAUCAGGAUCAGUGAAAAACACCAGGUCCUUUUAUUGAAACCAGAAUUUGUUAUUAAUCCAUAACUGUUCUUCAGAAGUUAGUUCUUGCUAUUUAGUAUUUAAAUUAUGCGCAUGCUCAGACCCCCCCGCCAGUAUUGGGGUUUCAU
Alligator sinensis (Chinese alligator) is the source of this 7852-nucleotide messenger RNA. RefSeq names its product mitogen-activated protein kinase 9 (gene MAPK9). The transcript is spliced from 12 exons. NCBI's taxonomy places the organism in Eukaryota, Metazoa, Chordata, Crocodylia, Alligatoridae. Gene Ontology annotation, cellular component: nucleus; cytoplasm. The coding region runs from base 208 to 1482 and encodes 424 amino acids. The record is from RefSeq and is a predicted model, not a curated record. Gene Ontology annotation, molecular function: ATP binding; JUN kinase activity. Gene Ontology annotation, biological process: JNK cascade; protein phosphorylation.